GCGCGGGGCCGGGAGCACGCGCGGCACCGGCAGCCUCCCUGGGCCCGGACACCGCCCUCGUCCCCGCCUAGGCGGCCGCUCUCGCUGGCGUCGAGGGCGUGGCGGCGAGACUGUUGCCGCCGACCGCUCCUGGCUCUGCCCUCUGCCCCGCCCGCCGCCCACCAGGCUCCCGGAGGCCCCGCAGCUCGCCGCGCCUGGCUCCCCGCAGCCCGUCGAGCCGCCCGGGCCCAUCCGUCGCCCUCCCCGCUCCGGUCCUGCGGCACCGGGGCGUGCAGGUGAGGCCCCUGGGCGCCCGGCCUCUCCGGCAGUGGGUGCCUGAUAGACACCCUAGGAUUAUUCAGACGGAAAAGACCAGCUUUUGCAAAACAAUGCUGAGGGACACUAUGAAAUCCUGGAAUGAUAGCCAGUCAGAUCUGUGUAGCACUGACCAAGAAGAGGAAGAAGAGAUGAUUUUUGGUGAAAAUGAAGAUGAUUUGGAUGAGAUGAUGGAUUUAAGUGAUCUGCCUACCUCACUUUUUGCUUGCAGCGUCCAUGAAGCAGUGUUUGAGGCACAAGAGCAGAAGGAAAGAUUUGAAGCACUCUUCACCAUCUAUGAUGACCAAGUUACUUUUCAGCUGUUUAAAAGCUUUAGAAGAGUCAGAAUAAAUUUCAGCAAACCUGAAGCGGCAGCAAGGGCGCGAAUAGAACUCCACGAAACAGACUUCAAUGGGAAGAAGCUAAAGCUGUAUUUUGCACAGGUGCAGACAUCUGGCGAAGUGCGGGACAAGUCGUAUCUCCUGCCGCCCCAGCCGGUCAAGCAGUUCCUCAUCUCCCCUCCAGCCUCUCCUCCGGUGGGGUGGAAGCAGAGUGAAGACGCAAUGCCUGUUAUAAAUUAUGAUUUACUCUGUGCUGUUUCCAAACUGGGACCAGGAGAGAAGUACGAACUUCACGCGGGAACGGAGUCGACACCCAGCGUGGUGGUUCAUGUCUGUGAAAGUGAAACUGAAGAGGAAGAAGAAACCAAAAUCCCCAAACAGAAAAUUACCCAGACGAGGCGCCCCGACCCUCCAACCGCAGCACUGAAUGAGCCCCACACCUUCGAUUGUACGCUGUGAGGCCCUUGCUUGUGGUGCGAGGCGGCUGUCUUCGUGGGCUCCGGCCAUGGUGAUCUCUGCCUCGAGGCUGAUGUGUUGCUGUGAACAGCGUAGGUGAGACUUUGCAGAGUGAGGUUUAGGUCUUCUCACCACGCCUGGUGUAGAGUAGCAGCUGAUUUGACCCGUCCCAGAUUGUAAGUGAUAUUCCAAAUGGCACUUUACAUUAAAGGAAAAGCCCCCAAGAUGUGGCCACCCUGAACCAUUUUUAAAUAGUGACAGAUUAGGAAACCAGCUUCCUGCCCCUCCAGCCGGUUAAUUCCUCCUGCUUCUGUAUCUCAUGGGUUACCACAAACUGGAACUCUAGUCACACCCAGUACAGUACCCUUUUUAUGAAUUUAAAAAUAGUCUUACAAUUUUAAUCAUCGUCCGUGGGUAUUUUUGUACCGGUAUAAAUAGCUUCUAAUUAAUAAAUCGAUCAAAGGUUGUUAUUCUAUAUACAUGAAAUUUUUUGCAGGAAAAGAAACCUGAAAUACAGAAUAAUUUAUAGAAAUCAUGGUUCUCAAGUAUUUGUUUCAUUAGCUUUGGGUAAGAAAUGCCAAAUCCACUUUUAGGAUCAGUCUUAGGACACAGAUCCACCCACGUGUUGCCCUUACCUGGAAUUUGGGAUAAAGCAAUGGACAGGCCCCGUUCCUGAUGCGGCGCCCUCCAGGCAUGGCUGCCGGGGAAGGAUGGCUACUUUGGAAGUGGGACAUAUCACAAAUGAGCCUGAAUGAUUAGGAUUGCAGGUGGCUACUGCAUUGUGCUGUUCAUGACCGUGUUCUAGCCUCUAGACCACCCCACUACCUUCAUUCACCAGUUUUUAUCCUUCACCUUUGCCAAUGUCUAUCAUGUUAACCAUUAGUUCUCGAGUUUUUUGCUAUGAUGUGUAUACUUAUGUAUGUCAUUUAUAGACUUUCAACUAGAAAGGUCAUGAUAAGGUUUUCUGAAGACCAUUUGUAAAUUGUCCACUUAACCAUUUUUCAGCUUGCUUUGAAAGAAGUCACACCUACUAUUUUUCUAUUAAUUAGGCAAUGAGAGGGAGAUCAUUCAGUUUUACUUUGCUUUUUGUUGAAAUUUUUUACUCUGGAUUGCAGUUGGCGCUUUUCCUAAAACCAAAUUGUUCUCACUUCUGUGUCAGAAUGUAUAUUUGAAGCUCUCUAAGAAGCAGCGGGAUCUUUUUAACUCUUUCCGGUGUGUUUCGACUUUGAAGUCUCUUUUGUAGAAAAGUCUUGUAACUGAGAAGGCUUUGCCUUGGACCGGGUGGGUCUGCUGGCCUCUCCUCACUGUGCUGUUUCCUUUGUGUGGCACACGUGGGAAGCUCCCUGGCAUGUGAAGGAGAUGCAAACAUGAGAACUAGUGAACCAGUGUGGCUGCCACCACGAAGGAACAGAACACAGGCAUUCAAUGAUGAUGUCCGCACCGUGUGGUAACAUGUCAUUGUGGUUUAGUUCUCACUAUGGUAAAAUUUACUUCUGAGCACUUACACUGUGUUGCAUAUCCCCAAAUUCUUGUUUCUAUAUUUUCCUUGCCCUCAAAUACUCUUGAGGUGAUAAACCUUUCCAUUUGUAGCCAACUACCAUUGCUAAGCCUCCAUGUAAAUUCAGUUGAAAUUUGCAAUUCUAUCAGCAAUUAAUGUAUUGAAUGCAGAUCAUCAUUUGUCAUUUUAAUAAAUGUACUUUACAGUUCUGGACUCUGCUUUGUGCCCAUUUUUUGUUGCAAGGUGGACCCUGUAUGUCAGGAGACAUGUAUUGUCAACAAUUGGGAAUUUUUUAAAUUUCCUUUUAGGUAAUAGUUACUCACUGUAAUUUUCUAAGUGAUCAAACUCCAUGUUUUCUUAUUUGGCUUGGCUUUCAUUCUCUGCCUGCCAAUUAAACAAUAUUCUAUUCUUGGCCAGGCAUGGUGGUUCAAGCCUGUAAUCCCAGCACUGUGGGAGGCUGAGGAGGGCGGAUCACCAGAGGACAGAAGUUUGAGGUCAGCCUGGCUAACAUGGUGAAACCCUGUCUCUUCUAAAUAUACAAAAUCAGCUGGGCGUGGUGGCACGCGCCUGUAAUCCCAGCUACUAAGGAGGUGAAGGCAGAAGAAUCCUUUGAACCUGGGAGGCGGAGGUUGCAGUGAGCUGAGAUCAUGCCACUGCACUCCAGCCUGGGUGACAAAGUGAGACUUGGUCUCAAAAAAAAGAAGAAUAUUAUUUCUAACACAUGAGACUUUAUACUCAAGCAGUGCAAAUUACCCAGUGGUUUUCUAUUUUUCUGUUUUUGAGGGCAUUGAAUAAACUGAAGAAAACUUUAAACCAAAAUUAGAGAGAGAGAGUCAUUUAAACUUUUCUGAAUGGAAAACAUUAAUAUUUUCAUUUUUCUAGUAUAAUGUAAUAAAGUGAAUUCUAAAAAAAAAAGCUACUAAGUACCCAUCAACUUUUUCAUACUGUGAAAUGAACCAGGAUCUUAACAGUCCUAUCAUCUCUGGGUUUUUGGCUGUUUAAUAUCCAGUUCAUGUAACCAGUCUACAAGAGACAAAUCUCAUUUUUGUUGUUGUUGUUGUUGUUCUUUUAAUAAGCUUUUCUACAUUACUAAUUGAGUUAUUUAUUCAGCCUUGAUAGGCCAGGCAUGGUGGCUCAUACCAUAAUCCCAGCACUUUGGGAGGCUGAGGCGGGUGGAUCACCUGAGGUCAGGAGUUCGAGGCCAGUGACCAACAAGGAGAAACCCUGUCUCUACUAAAAAUAUACAAAAUUAGCCAGGUGUGGUGGCGCAUGCCUGUAAUCUCACCUACUUGGGAGGCUAUGGCAGGAGAAUUGCUUGAACCCAGGAGACGGAGGUUACAGUGAGCCAAGAUCAUGCCAUUGUACUCCAGCCUGGGCAACAAGAGUGAAACACUGUCUCCAAAAAAAAAAAAAAAAAAAAAUUUACUCUGAUAGUAUAGUAGCCAUAUUUUCUUUAGAAAUUAUAACCUCUUCAUGGGAAUCAAACUGUGUAGAAAAUUGUGAGGAAAGAUAAUGGUAUUUUAUGUUGGGAAAAACAUUUGUGAAGGAUGAGAAAACCGUAACACUUAACAAGGAUAGUCAAAGAACCUGCACUGCAUUGGCUCUUACGUUCUGAUUUUUUUUUAGUACAUCCACUUGAUGAAACCUAAGAUAAAUCCAUGUAAAAACUGUACAGGUGAGCAUCUCUGAGGUUUAAGGUACUCUGAGGCAGAAAUGGAUAAGAACAGUUCCAUUGCCUUCGAGAACUAAAAAUCAUCGGGAAAGCAAAUUAAUCUUUUCACAUUCUGCUUCUUCAAAAUGUUAUGCUCAAAAACAUAUCAGUAAGGAAGAACCAAAGCAAAGCUUCAAGAAGUUCAACAUAAGGGUUUAAAUAAAACAUUGUAGUCAUUUACGGAAUGUUUGAAAUGAAGAGAUACCAGGAGAUAGAGGUGAAGUGCAGUACUUUUAUUCUUUAGAAUAUAGUCUUUAGCCAGGUGCAAUGGUGCGUGCCUGUAGUCUCAGCUAUUUGGGAGGCUGAGACGAGAGGAUCACUUGAGUUCAGAAGUUCAAGACCAGCUGGGACAACAUAGCAAGUCCCUGGCUUUAAAAAAAAAAAUUAUUUCCCAUUCAUAUUAUUAAUUCCAUCUGCAGGGGCUCAUGCCUGUAAUCCUAAUACUUUGGGAGGCCAAGGCAGGCAGAUUGCCUAAGCUCAGGAGUUCGAGACCAGCCUAAGUAACAUGGUGAAACCUCAUCUCUGCUAAAAUACAAAAAAAAAAUUAGUCGGCUGUGGUGGCGUGUACCUGUAGUCCCAGCUACUCAGGAGGCUGAGGCAGGAGAAUUGCUUAAACCCAGGAGGUGGAGGUUGCAGUGAGUCAAGAUCAUGCCACUGCACUCCAGCCUGGGCGACAGAGUGAGACUCUUUAAAGAAAAAAAAAGUCAUGAUUACAAAGUGAAAAGAUUUGCCUUUCUUAGAGGUUCAGUCACAGAGGUGAAAGUGCCUUUGGAAAUCAUAUACUCUAUUCCUGUGUUACACAGAUUAGAAAAACUGAGGUUAAUGUACUGACUUAGGCACCCUAGCAAGUCAACCCAGGGACUAGAACUGGCCAUCCCAACUCCUGGGCUAGUGCUUUUUCUACCUUUUUUUUUUUUUUUUUUUUUGCAUUGGCCUCUUAAAGAGGCAGUGAAUACUAAUUCCUGUCAUGGAGGUGGAGGGGAGGCAUGAAGUGGGAGGAUUCUUUUUUCCCCAAUGGGAAACAGUGAAUAAGACAAGUCUCAUCAUGUGAUGGAAGAGGUGACUUAGUAAUAUUAGUUAAUGAAUUUGAUGUCCCAUAUUUUGUGGUUUUGUUCUCAUUGAAACAUUGGCGUUGGAAUCUGCCUAAAUAACUUUAUCUUGAUAGCCAGCAAUUAUGCUGGCAUUUUAUGUGGGCUUUCCUAGAUUUUCAUAUUAAUGAAAUUAUUAUUAAUAGUCAUACUUAAGAUGUAACUCUACUGAACUAGAAUGAGAUCUGAUAUGAUGUGGAAAUAAAAGAGUUUGCAGUGGAAUGAUACUCUCACUCGGUGCUUGUCAAAUUGAGUUCCAUUCAAGACUGACCUGCUAUGACUAACCUAUCCAAGGCUUCAUGUUUUUAUAUGGACUAUUUCAUAGACCAUAGAUUUAUUUUAAGAGGGAAUAUCUCAGACAUAAUUAAGCAAUGGGAAUUGUACCCAGUCCUAUGGUGCCUCAGGUCCUCUGCCUACUGGGUUUCUCCCCUUCCUACAGAGCUGUGGAUCUUGUACGUACCUUAUGGGUGAACUUGGUCCAUCUUUCCUUCUUCCUUUUUUGUACAUUUGCAUUUAUAUCUUCCUGUACUAAAAGACACAAAUUAUUUAUAAUUGGGAUAACAACAUAAAGGAACAAAAGAUGGGGAAAUAGGCUGGGCGCGGUGGCUCACGCCUGUAAUCCCAACACUUUAGGAGGCUAAGGUGGGUGGAUUAUGAAGUCAGGAGUUCGAGACCAGCCUAACUAAUGUGGUGAAACCCCGUCUCUACUAAAAAAUACAAAAAUUAGCCAGGCAUGAUGGCAUGUGCCUUUAAUCCCAGCUACUCAGGAGGCUGAAGCAGGACAAUCACUUGAACCUGGGAGGCAGAGGUGGCAGUGAGCUGAGCUCAUGCCAUUGCACUCCAGCCUGGGUGACAGAGUGAGACUCCAUCUCAAAAAAAAAAGUUAAAAAAAAUGGGGAAAUAGUUGCUUCCUAGCUGGGACAAUAAGUCCAUGUUAUAGAAACCCACUAUUUAAAAAGUUAAAAAAAAUUUAAAGAAUAAGAUUGAUGACGUCGUCCUACAAUUCGCUAAAUACUUUUGUCUUUUAAGCUUCCCUUGGUGUAUGGAUCAGCCCGAACAUCUUCGUCAGAAUGCCAUUGUUUAAUUGUGAAUCGGGAAAAUGUGAAUCAUUUGGAGACUGUUUUCUUAUGACCAAAUGUACAAUCAGUAAGACAACUGAAAGCAACAACCGCUGGGUUCACUGACAAAGAUCAUAAAAAUCAUCAUGUUCAAAGGAGAGUUUUUGGCCAAGGUUAAGAAUAACUAACCUGGGGCUGAGUCAGUGUCUCUGCGCACCUCAGUAACAGUUUAAAGAUCUUUCCCUAAAUUCGUUCUGUGGUCUGUCAUUUUGACGGAAAUCUGUAUUUCCUUUUGAAACAGAAUCAUAUCCUGCAAAGUGUUGGCACUCCUGCAUAGCUUUGACUGACUGAAUGUUCACGCCCAUCAUAAUGGCGGAUUUCUAUCUAUGCAGAUAAUAUGUUUUUUAAUAUUGUUUUCUGUUGAGUCCCCAAUUUUCCUAACUCAAACUGGGGACUGAGGAGAGAGAAAGGGGGCUAUCCCUGUAAAUGUGCCAUAUUCUUCAUGCUGCUUUUCAACCCCACGUGAGUAUUAAUGGUCAGUUCUGCUAUAAUGUAUGUGUCCUUCAAGUUUCAGAAAACUUUCCCAAUAAUUUCACUGCAAUCUUAAUUGAACCCAAGAGUUGAAGUUAUUUUCUCUGAACGUUUGUGAUCUGUUAGAUUUGGGGCAUGUUAUCUUUAUGGUUACUAUAAGCUGUAGUGCAUACUCUUUGUAUUGCAAAACACUGGGCAGAAUUUGUGUAUAUGUAUUCCAUAUUUUAGUGUGUUUGGAGUGAGAAUCCAUAGUUCGUAGUAGUUUGUUAUUUGUCAACUUUAACUCCCCUGUGUUUUAAGGACAUUUAAACAUUCCUUGUCUUCUCAAGGUGACAAAGCAGAAUGUAAUUUUUCUUUUUGGAAGCUUCGUGAUGACCUAUAACAAGUUCUGUUUUUAAAACAAAUACAAAUAAAGUUAGUUUUUUAAAUCA
Callithrix jacchus (white-tufted-ear marmoset) is the source of this 7408-nucleotide messenger RNA. The record is from RefSeq and is a predicted model, not a curated record. Lineage: Eukaryota; Metazoa; Chordata; Mammalia; Primates; Cebidae.